Molecule: messenger RNA, 654 nt
Organism: Lachancea sp. 'fantastica'
Lineage: Eukaryota; Fungi; Ascomycota; Saccharomycetes; Saccharomycetales; Saccharomycetaceae
Source: the annotation of a GenBank genome assembly
AUGGUACACCUUCCUAAAUCUUUCAUAGGCAUUUUUCCGCUGUAUAUGGGCGUUGAGCUGGCGCUUGGCAUCACGAUCUUCAACAAAUGCAGUGGUGUGUACGGCAUUUUGGGUCUCAUCACAGGUCACAGAUUGCACUUCAUGCAGUGGUUGUUGUAUUUAACUUCUAUUCUACAGUUGGUGGUUUACUCAGCAGCGUUGAAACAGAUAUAUGCGCCCCAAGUGCUGAAUUUCGCGAUGACUCUGGUCGUGUAUACAACCGACACAGUGCUAACAUGUUUGUUCACACUGUGGUUUAGCGGACAAUGGUUUUCGGCCAAAAACAGCGAGUUUGACGACCCAAACUCGCAAACUCAUCAAUCCGCUAUUCCGGGCUCGCAAUUGAAGAUACGUGGCGAUUCAUUGAGCUCCCAAAGCGCAUCCCAGAGUACCGAGUUUUUUUUCACCAUUCUACUAACACUGCUGGCACUAGCGUCCAGAUUCUACUUCAACUCGAUCUUGUUUGCUUUCGUGCAAGGACUAAUCCGUCAUCCCAAAUAUACGUUGGAUAUUGACGACAUCGAACAAAACUUGAAGAACAAGAACUGGCUUGUGAGAAACUGGAAAAAAGCUCAGUAUACCAGCUACAAAUGGUGUCGUCACUAUCUCGCAUGA